Castor canadensis (American beaver) is the source of this 4893-nucleotide messenger RNA. Lineage: Eukaryota; Metazoa; Chordata; Mammalia; Rodentia; Castoridae. The record is from RefSeq and is a predicted model, not a curated record.
UUUAUGGAAAGGUUUCCCCCGGCCGCGGGAGGGGCAGGAUUCGACUCAAGGCCCAAUGUGGCCCCGAGAGUGGAGACGGCGGGGGCCGUGCUAAACUCUGUACCUCGGGGAACAAACUGUGAAGGCUAAUUAGAACAGGUCCGAACAGGGAACCGGGAUGAGAGCGCACGCUCCCGGCUGGGCAGCGUCUAGAGCGGUCGCGGGAAACUCGAGCGCGGGGUAGUGGGGCCCAGGGGACAUUUGCCCAUGGUUCGCAGUGGUUCUGGACUAGGCCCACGGGGUUAAGGGCGUGCGCGGUGGCACUCCGACGUAAUCUCGGUGACUGGGUCCUCGCGGAAGGGCCGCACGCGUGAGUUGGUCGCUCGGUGUUUAGUGUCCACGUGUGCAAGCUCGAGAGGGGAGGGGGCGCAGAAGGCGUGACAAAGACGGACUUGAGUGUGCGCCUCUCUCCAGCCCAGAGCAGCGAACUGCGCCGGGCUUGUGUCUCAGGAGAGAGCCAGGACGAAGGUGACAAAGGCUGAGUGUCCGCCUCCGACAGACGCGCCAAGAUAGCUCCACGCCUGUCGGCGUGCGCGCGCGCACUGGGAAAUGCGAGGAGGGACAGUCUGCCCGGGGGGCGUGCUGGGCUGCACCCCAAACCACUUUCCAGAGAGAAAGCCGAGUCCAGAGAGUGAGUGCGCGUGAGUGCGCGCGCGCCCGCGUGCGGGGGCGUGGCAGUAAACAGCAACAACCCACUCGCCAGCUUGGCCAGAAACUCUGAUCUCCCUUCCCAGCCGGAAAGUGCGACUCAGCCGAACCUGUAGGGACCCAGCUGGAACCUGGCCUGGGAGCCAGGAUGGCCACACACAAAGCCUUGCUGAUGUGCCUGGGACUGCCUCUCUUCCUGUUCCCAGGGGGUCAGGCCCAGAACCAUGCUCCACCUGGCUGCAGCCCAGACCUCAACCCCCUCUACUACAACUUGUGUGACCGCUCUGGGGCUUGGGGCAUCGUCUUGGAGGCAGUGGCUGGGGCAGGCAUCAUCACCACCUUUGUGCUCACCAUCAUCCUCGUUGCCAGCCUCCCCUUUGUGCAGGACACCAAGAAGCGGAGUCUGCUGGGAACUCAGGUGUUCUUCCUUCUGGGCACCCUGGGCCUCUUCUGCCUGGUGUUUGCCUGCGUGGUGAAGCCCGACUUCGCCACCUGCGCCUCUCGGCGCUUCCUCUUUGGGGUCCUGUUUGCCAUCUGCUUCUCCUGCCUGGUGGCCCAUGUCUUUGCCCUCAACUUCCUAGCCCGGAAGAACCAUGGACCCCAGGGCUGGGUGAUCUUCACCGUGGCUCUGCUGCUGACUCUCGUGGAGGUCAUCAUCAACACCGAGUGGCUGAUUAUCACACUGGUACGGGCAGGAGGUGAGGUUGGCUCUCUGGGCAAUGGCAGUGCCGACUGGACCGUGGCCUCCCCCUGUGCUAUCGCCAACAUGGACUUCGUCAUGGCACUCAUCUAUGUGAUGCUUCUGCUGCUGGGGGCCUUCAUGGGGGCCUGGCCCGCCCUGUGUGGUCGCUUUAAGCGCUGGCGUAAGCACGGGGUCUUUGUGCUGCUCAUCACAGCCACCUCCAUUGCCAUUUGGGUCGUAUGGAUUGUCAUGUACACCUACGGCAAUAAGCAACACAACAGCCCCACCUGGGAUGACCCCACACUGGCCAUUGCCCUUGCCGCCAAUGCCUGGGCUUUUGUCCUCUUCUAUGUCAUCCCCGAGGUCUCCCAGGUGACUAAGCCUAGCCCAGAGCAGAGCUACCAGGGGGACAUGUACCCGACCCGGGGUGUGGGCUAUGAGACCAUCCUGAAAGAGCAGACAGGCCAAAGCAUGUUUGUGGAAAACAAGGCAUUUUCCAUGGACGAGCCAAACUCAGCUAAGAGACCAGUGUCACCUUACAGUGGCUACAACGGGCAGCUGCUGACCAGUGUAUACCAGCCCACUGAGAUGGCUCUGAUGCACAAAGUCCCGUCCGAAGGCUCUUACGACGUCAUCCUCCCACGGGCUACCGCCAACAGCCAGGUGAUGGGCAGUGCCAACUCGACCCUGCGGGCUGAAGACAUGUAUGUGGCCCAGAGCCACCAGGCGGCCACAUCUCAGAAAGACGGCAAGAACUCUCAGGCUCAGUCCCCGCAAAAUAAAACAAGAUGGUAGACGCCCUCUUCCCUGGACUGCAUGGCACCCUGACGUCCUUAUUCCUCUGUUCUCAAGGGCUCAGCACUUUCCUGCUCUUGUCCUUGGAGAUAGGAGGGACCAGAGGUCACAUUCUGAAGCAGUAGACUGAGUGGAGGUCCUGAGAAGGCCUGAGGCAUGUGACUGGGGGGGUCUUAGGGCCACCUCCCUUUCUGCCCAACUCAGCCUCCUGGUCCCUAAGUGACUACAGCUGCAAGGAGCAGACUCCUAUCUCUUCCCUUGACACCUCCCUGUGUUCCUGUGCUGUGGUUCCUCAGAUGACCAUCGUCUUGCUGUGAACAUCAGGCCUCAGGUGCCCUUGGCUUGACACUGGAUUUUCCUGGCCUGGUCAAACCAUUCUGCUUGGUAUCUUAUCAUCUUGUCCCACUCUGCUUAGGUGAAUCGCCUCCAUGAGUCUGGUUGUCUCUUGCCCUUCUCCCAAGGCAUUCUGCUACCAUUUGGACCUAAAAGGGCAUUGGGCUGGGACACAGCUCAGCCUGGCCAGGCGCUGUUUCUCUUCACAGCUUAUGGGUCCUGGAUCCCAGCCCCUUUGCACCAUGUGCCCGACUGAGCCUUCCCUACUUUCAGUGAACUGGGUCCCACCACCUGCAUAUUCUUUGCUUCCAACUGCCCCCCCACCAACAGGGACAGGGACUACAACACUGGUCCCAACCAGGGAAGCUCUCAUGGUCCAGUGCUUUCUCCCAGAGAGCCCCACCAUGAGUUGGGAAGUUGGAAGACCACCAUGACAUUUGUGGCUUGGCACCAUUUAUGUGCCUCAGUCAUUGUCCCUGGCCUCUUCUCUCUGCAUUUGGUUUCACCCCAGCCAGUUCACAAGGUGGCUGCUGGGACAGGUUCAGGUGUAGAUGCCCUGAAUUACCUACAUCUCACAGGUUCUGAGUGUGCAGUGGGAACCUGCUGGGAGCUCCUUUAGGAAAGAAACACAGUGGGGGCAGGGCUGCUGCAUUCUCAGGAACUAGGGGAGUUGGGUGUAGCCUCUCCUGGGCCAGACUUGUGGGAUGUGGGAAGGCCCCUUAGGUGAGUGGAGUCCAGAACUUAAGAUCAUGCUGAUCCCUACGGCAGGUGUCUUGUUUCUACCUCACCUCGGACAGCCGAUGCUCUUAGGGCAUCUCAACAUGCUGGCGCUGCUUUUGUCACUGGAGGAGCCUCUAAUGUCCUUGGCCUUGGAAACGAUCCUGAGGGUCCUGACAGACACCCAGAGAAGAGGGUGCCGUUCUGGGAUCUGCAUCCUACUGGCGCCAAGGACAGAGAAGAGCACAGCUCCAGAUUCACAGGACAUCGCCACAGCAUCCUCUUCCCUGCCUUUGUGCUGCCCUUAGGUACAGCACAUCUCAGGGCCCUCCCCAAGAGUACCCUAGAGCUCAGCCCUCGGCCCAGGAUCACUGCUGGGUAUCAAGGGAGAGGGCAUCCUGUAGUCAGCCCACAGCCUUCCAGUACCACCCUCCUGUUCCCAGCAGCCUGUGUGCCUUUGUCACUGGAGUGUUUUUCUAAGCUGGGUGAAUAGUCCCUGCAGAGGAUGGCUGUAACCCCAAGUGUAACACCCCUGCCUUUACCUCUUCACGUCUCCAUAAAACCAUGCCAUCUGUGGUUAAUAUUUCCCUUGAACGGAAAGAGGCUUCACGCACCUCAGGAUACUUUUGACCAAGGGUAGCAGCCCCAAGAUCCCUUACAGCAAGCAAGGGCACUAGCUUCCUGUCCUAGGAAACAAUCUCAGGAAUCCUUGGGAACAACAGGUAACCAGGGGUGCAGGCUUCAAUGGAUCUGGGUGACUGGCCUGAGUCCUCUGGAGACGGCAGGCGAAGCUCGGGAGGGAUUGGCUUCUAGAAGAUGCAGGCCUACCUGGACCCUCGAAGUACCCCAUGGUCCUGCAUCCUCCAGUCCUAGCCAAGUGGAGAAGAUAGGUAUUAGGAAAAAAGGCGCCUUCUCUAAGGUGGCCAAGAUGUGUCAUACACAGUCUUUUUUUUGGUACAUCUUAAGCCACUCCACCAGCCCCCCCAUCCCCCACUUUUAUGAUGGUUUUUUUCGAGAUAGGGUCUCACUAUUGCCCAGGCUGGUGUCGAACUAUGAUCCUCCUGAUCUCUGCCUCCUGAGUAGCUGGGAUUACAUGCCUGACCCACUGGUGCCUGGAAAACACACAACCUUGAACAGCAGAAAACUGGAUAGGCCAUAACCUGGUGCAAGUUCAUGGGGUCCUUGGGCCAAUGUCCUUGUAAAUUUCAUACCCACACACUGUCAAAUUCUGUAGCUGGAAGCAGUGUUGUUUCAACUUCUUGAUGGCUCAGAAUUAAAUGACUACUCUCCAUUUGGGAGGGGUUACUGCUACUGAGCUCCUGUGUGUGCAUGAGGAAUUAUUUUGGCAGUCUGUCUAUCUGUCUAUCAUCUAUCUAUCCAUACCCCCUUCCCCCCAGACCACUUGCCUUCUAUACCAGCAAAGGCUGUUUGAUUCCAACUAAUUUCCAUGGUUGGGGACUGACUCUAAGAAGGAAAAUCAGGCUUCUUAAAGGCACUGACUUCUCGGCUAGCCACGCCCAGAGACCAGUGACCACCACACAAGAGAUGGGGAUGGGGGAAAGAGGAUGCCCUGAUAGCAGCCCUGCUGCCACCUGCUGUGGCUGGGGAAGCAACCAGGACAGCCCACUGGGUGAACUACUGAUCCCAGAAAGGGGUGCUGGGCUCAGGGGGCAAUCAAU